Hippocampus zosterae (dwarf seahorse) is the source of this 7599-nucleotide messenger RNA. RefSeq names its product dynein heavy chain, cytoplasmic-like. Gene Ontology annotation, biological process: microtubule-based movement. NCBI's taxonomy places the organism in Eukaryota, Metazoa, Chordata, Actinopteri, Syngnathiformes, Syngnathidae. The record is from RefSeq and is a predicted model, not a curated record. Gene Ontology annotation, molecular function: minus-end-directed microtubule motor activity; ATP hydrolysis activity; ATP binding. Gene Ontology annotation, cellular component: dynein complex.
CAACUGCUGCCCCUGGCGGCGCGGCUGGAGAAGGCGAGCAAGAUCCGCGAGCUGCACUAGGAGAUGAAGAGCGUAAUCGAGGGCAUCCUCCGGAAGGAGAAGAACCAGGGCGCGGUGAAGUUCCUCUCUGCGGGCGAGCUGGAGCAGGGCUACCAGUACUUCAGCGAGAUCAACAUGCUGGACAUGACGCGCGAGGGCGAGGAGCAGCUGGCACACGCCGAGAAGCAGUACCUGGCGCGGCUGGAGAAGGUGGAGUACAGCAUCACCGAGAACCUGCGGGAGCAGCUGUCGGCCACGGCCAGCACCGACGAGAUGUACCGCAUCCUGGCCAAGUUCAACCGCCUCUUCUUCCGCCCCCGCAUCAUCAGCGCGGUCCAGGAGUACCAGAGCCAGCUGCUCAAGGCCCUCAAGAAGGACAUCGAGCGCCUCAACGAGAAGUACCUGGCCCGGCCCUACGAGGAGACCGACAACGCGCGGGUGUGCCGGGUGCGGGACGUGCCCCCAGUGGCGGGGUCGGUGAUCCGGGCCAUCCAGAUCGAGAAGCACCUGAACCGGCUGCUGGAGCGGGUCAAGACCAUCCUGGGGGCCUCCUGCUUCAACCAGCGCGAGGGCAAGGAGGUCGAGGACCUGGUCAAGGACUUCAUCUUCCGGCUCAAGAACUACAACGAGGUGGUCAAGGACUGGGGCGUCAGCACCCACGUGGCCGCCAAGUCCUUCAACUUCAGCCACGAGCGAGUCCUGCGCCUGGACCGCAAGCCCGCCCAGGUGCUCGUCAACUUCGACUACCGGCUGGUCGACCUCAUCAAGGAGAUCCGCAACUUCCUGACCAUGGAGCUGAAGCUCAACUCGCGGUCCUCGCUGACCUUCUACGCGGGGAUCAUGAAGACCGCCUGUGCGAGCGCAGUCUCGCUGCGGGAGUCGAUCUACCUGUUCAGCCAAAUCACCAGCCGCCUCGACAGCAAGAUCGGGCUGCUCCUGGCCGAGGCCAACAACCAUGUCAUCCGCUCCCUCCGCAAGGGCCUCGACAUGUUCUGGUCCAACAACGAGGCCGUCCUCUUCCUCCAGCAGACGGUGGCCGAGGCCGUCCUCGGACUGCACGAGCUGGUGACCCUCGUGCUCGAAAAGAACGAGCAGAACGAAGCCGUCCUGCUGACCCUCCCGGCCUGCCCCCUCGAACACACCCUCCUGCGGGAAAAGCUGGCCUCCAUCCAGUCGGUCAUCUACUCCUUCCACCUCAAGCGCGCCUCCAACCUGGCCGAGUGGACUGCUCACCUCAACGAGCAGAUCGAGCGCCACCUGGUGGCCCGCGCCCAGCAGCUCAUCCAGGAGUUCCUGAGGCAGUUCGAGGACUACGACGGGCAGGCGGGACUGGUGGAGCGGCCCCUUGUGCUGGAGCUGAAGAUGCAGGAGAACCGCAUUUACCUGGACCCGCCGAUCGAGUACGCCCGGCAGCACUGGUACACCGAGUUCCACCGGGCCCUGGGCAUCCUUACAAGUCUGCCGAAGAUUGACCCCGCGGGACGGCAUCAAAAAGCCGCCUCGGAGACCUUCGAGAGCGUGCUCGACCGGGUGGACCGGGAGGUGCUCAAAGGGGCCUACCGCACCAUCAACCGCGUGGUGGCCGCCGCCGAGCAGUACGCGCGAGAGUGGACCAACUACCAGGCGCUCUGGGACAUCGACGUCCGCAAGGUGUACGAGUUCCUGCGGGAGGAGAUCGACCGGUGGCAGGACCUGCUGAACGAGCUGAAGCGCAACCGCAGGACCUUCGACAACAGCGAGACCGAGCGGCAGUUCGGGCCGAUCGUGGUGGACUACUCGAGCGUGCAGGAGAAGAUCAACCACAAGUACGACAACUGGCACAAGGAGAUCCUCAACCACUUCGGCGAGAAGCUGGCUGACAAGGUCAAGGUCUUCCACGCGGAAGUGAGCCGGGCCCGCGAGCGCCUCGAGAAGAUCAACUUCGCCUCGGGGCUCGACAUCGUCCAGGCCAUCUCCGACUUCCAGACCAUCCGCCAGAAGAACGGCCAGUGGGCCCUCGACAUGGACACAUACUCCUCCUCCUUCAAGCUGCUCGAGCGGCAGCGAUACGCCUUCCCCCAGGACUGGCUCGAGGAAAGCGUGGUCGAGGCCGAGUGGAGCGCUUUCCGCCAGAUUUUCGUGAAGAAGUCCGCCCAGCUCGAGGCAGAGACCCCCAAGCUGCAGGCCAUGGUGCUGGCCGAUGAGCAGGCCAUCCUCGAAAAGGUGCGCGAACUAGACCAGAACUGGGCUGCAGAGAAGCCCGCUGGGCGGGACUGCCACCCGAAGGAGGCGCUGGACCAGCUGUCGAUCGCGGGGCAGCGGGCCGAGUCAGCGCGCAAGGGCUACGAAAGCUGUCUGCUGGCGAAGGAGCUGCUGGGACUGGAGAUGGUGCGGAAUGACAGGCUGGAGGUAAUCGAAGAAUAGGUCGAAGGGCUGCGGGAAGUGUGGCAGGGGCUGGCACGGGCCUGGGCCCCGCUGGACGGGCUGCGACAGCUGGUCAGCUCGGUCACCAGCAAGAAGGUCACUGAGCUGUCGGACGAGGCGCGCAAGACGGUCAACGGGCUGCCGCUCAAGCUGAAGAGCUACGAGGCCUUCGAGCGGACCAAGGCGCGGCUGGAGGGGGUGGUGCGCAUGAACAAGACCAUCCGGGAGCUGAAGGGGGACGCCAUGCAGCCCAAGCACUGGAAGAUGCUGCUGCAGAAGACCCGCAGCAGCAUGGUCUCGUCGGAAGUGACCUUCGGCGGGCUGUGGGGGCUGGACCUGAACCGGCACGAGGCGGUGGUGAAGGACGUGCUGAGCGUGGCGCGGGGCGAGAAGGUGCUGGAGGACAUGCUGCGGGGGGUGAAGGAGUACUGGGCGGGGUACGAGCUGGAGCUGGUGCAGUUCCAGAACCGGUGCAAGCUGAUCCGGGGCUGGGACGAGCUGUUCGAGAAACUCAACGAGGACCUGUCCUCGGUCACCUCGAUGAAGAUCAGCCCCUACUACAAGACCUUCGAGAGCGAGGUGGCUGCCUGGGACGACAAGCUGCAGCGCAUCCAGCUCACCCUCGACACCUGGAUCGACGUCCAGAAGCGCUGGGUCUACCUCUACGGCAUCUUCUUCGGGGCCUCCGACAUCAAGGACAUGCUCUCCAACGAGUUCACCCGCUUCAAGGGCAUCGACAGUGAGUUCUCCUCCCUCAUGAAGAAGGUCGCCGCCAAGCCCAACCUCCUCGAGGUCAUGCACUACCCCAACCUCGCCAAGACCCUCGAGCGCCUGGCUGACAUGCUCGCCAACGUCCAGAAGGCCCUCGGCGACUACCUCGAGAAGCAGCGCUCUCAACUGGCCCGCUUCUACUUCGUGGGCGACGAGGACCUGCUCGAAAUCAUCGGCAACAGCCGGGACGUGGCCGUGGUGCAGCGACACUUCAGCAAGAUGUACGCGGGCAUCAGCACCCUGCGCACGGGCGAGAGCAGGGACAUCAUCGUAGAGAUGGCCAGCCGCGAGGGCGAGCUGGUCCCGCUGCGGGCUUCCGUCAAUAUCCAGGAGGACCCGCGCAUCAACGUCUGGCUGGCCAAGGUCGAGCGUGAGAUGCAGCUCACCCUCGCCACCCUGCUCGAGCAGUCGGUCGCGGACAUCGCCGGGGACGACCGCGCCGAGACUCUGAUGGGGAUCAUCGAGCAGUACCCCGCGCAGGUGGUCAUCCUGGGACUGGAGGUGCUCUGGAGCAGCAAGGUCGAGCAGGCGCUGGAACCAGGUCUGCAGCCAGUGCUGGAGUACCUGCUGGGGCUACUGGCGGCCCUGGCAGAGCGGGUGAUGACCGACAUGAAGACCAACUUGCGGCAGAAAUUCGAGCAAGCGAUCACGGACUACGUCCACCAGCGGGACGUGGUGCGGCUAUUGCUGCGGCAGGGCGUGCGCUCAGAAAAGGAGUUCAGCUGGCAGUACUACAUGCGCAUGGUCUACUUCCCGCGCGAGCAAGACGUCCUCAAGAAGCUGGAGAUCCGCAUGGCCAACACGGUCUUCCACUAUGGGUUCGAGUACCUGGGGGUGGGUGAGAAGCUAGUGCAGACGCCUCUGACGGACAAGUGCUACCUGACCCUCUGCGAGGCCCUGCACCUGCGCAUGGGCGGGUCCCCCUUCGGCCCCGCCGGUACCGGCAAGACCGAGUCCGUCAAGGCGCUGGGCUCGCAGUUGGGCCGGUUCGUGCUGGUCUUCAACUGCGACGACACCUUCGACUUCCACGCGAUGGGCCGCAUCUUCAUCGGACUGUGCCAGGUGGGCGCCUGGGGGUGCUUUGACGAGUUCAACCGCCUUGAGGAGCGCAUGCUCUCGGCCUGUUCCCAGCAGAUCCUGGUGAUCCAGACGGGGCUGCGGCGCAAGCAGGCCCGCAUCGAGCUGAUGGGUCGCGAGGUCAGCCUUAACCCCCAGAUGGGCGUGUUCGUGACAAUGAACCCAGGCUACGCAGGCAGGUCCAACCUGCCCGAAAACUUGAAACAGCUGUUCCGGCAGAUGGCCAUGGUCAAGCCGGACCGGGAGCUCAUCGCCGAGGUGAUGCUCUACUCGCAGGGCUAUCGCACUGCCGAGCGGCUGGCUGGGAAGGUCGUCUCGCUGUUCGAGCUGUGUGCGGACCAGCUGUCCUCCCAGCCGCACUAUGACUUCGGGCUGCGGUCCCUCAAGAGCGUGCUGGUCUCGGCUGGCAACAUGAAGCGUGAGGAGGUGGGACUGCUCAAGCGCGAAGGACAGGACCCUGCGGCCUUCGAGGGCGCCGAGAUCGAGCAGUUUGAGAUGCGCAUCCUCAUGCGCUCCAUCUGCGAGACCAUGGUCCCCAAGCUCAUCGCGGAAGAUGUGCCCCUGCUUGAAAACCUGCUGGGAGGAGUGUUUCCAGGGUCGUCCAUCCCCAAGAUCGGUGAGCCCGACCUGCGGGCGGCCCUCCACCAUAUCAGCGAGCAGACUCUCCUCCUGCCCGAGGAGCAGUUCCUCACCAAGGUGUUGCAGCUGUUCCAGAUCACGCGGCUGCACCACGGGGUCAUGAUGGUGGGGCCUUCAGGUUGCGGUAAGACCAAGGCCUGGCAGCUUUUGCUCGCGGCCAUGGAGAGGGUGGACAAGAUCAAGGGAGAGAGCUAUGUGAUCGACCCCAAGGCCAUCACCAAGGACGAGCUGUACGGGCGACUGGACAGCACGACGCUGGAGUGGACAGACGGGGUGUUCACGGGAGUGCUGCGGAAGAUCGUGGACAACCAGCGAGGCGAGUCGAGCCGGCGGCACUGGAUAAUCUUCGACGGAGACGUGGACCCCGAGUGGGCCGAGAAUCUGAACUCAGUGCUGGACGACAACAAGCUGCUGACCCUGCCCAACGGCGAGCGCAUCCAGAUCCCGCCCAAUGUCAAGAUCAUGUUCGAGGUCGAGACCCUCAAGUACGCCACCCUGGCCACGGUCUCCCGCUGUGGCAUGGUCUGGUUCAGCGAGGAAGUGGUUACUGCUCGUAUGAUGUUCCAUCACUACCUGCAGCGCCUGGCCCUGCCCGACUACGAUCAGCUGCCCACCCCCGACAGUGAGCAGAAGCAUGUGCCCUCUGCAGACGCAGGUGUGCGGACCUCCUGCGUGGAGCGCCUGCAGCCCUACUUCACGGGCGAGUCUUCGCCGAUGGAGCAGCUGCUCGAGGAGGCGGGCAAGCAGCCCCACGUCAUGGAGUUCACCCUGGUGAGGGUGAUCGAGGCCAUGUUCGCCCUGAUCCGCAGGGGCAUCACCAACAUCCUCGAGUACAACGAGACCAGGCCCGAGCCCAUGCCGCUCGACCAGCAGGCGAAGUACAUCACCAAGUGGACUGUCCAGGCCGCCGUCUGGGGCUGCGGAGGCAGUCUCUCCAUCGCCCAGCGCGGGCUGCUUUCCCGCAAGCUCAAGGACAUCUUCGAGCGGCUGGUCGACCUGCCGGCGGCCCUGGGUUCUAUGGACGGCCCCUCCUACGAGGUGCAGCUGGCGGACUUCGAGGUGCGCAUCGAGGACGCAGAGUGGAGUCUGUGGAAGAAGAAGGUGCCGACCGUGGACAUCGACCCUCAGAAGGUCACGGACGCAGACCUGAUAAUAUCGACGGUGGACACCCUGCGGCACCAGGAGACGCUGUGCUCGUGGCUGAGCGAGCACCGGCCGUUCAUCCUCUGCGGGCCACGCAGCGGCAAGACGAUGACACUGAUGUCAACGCUGAAGAGCCUGCCCGAGUUCGAAAUGAUCUUCGUGAACUUCAGCAGCUCGACGACCCCUGCGCUGAUCAAGAAGCAGUUCGAGCACUACUGCGAGUACGUCAAGACCGUCGCCGGGAUCAUCCUGCGGCCCAAGCAGCCCAACAAGUGGCUGGUGGUCUUCUGCGACGAGAUCAACCUGCCCGACGCAGACCGCUACUCCACCAUGGUCGUCAUCACCUUCCUCCGCCAGCUCACCGAGCAGCGCGGCUUCUGGCGCACUACCGACCGCCAGUGGGUCAGCCUCGAGCGCAUCCAGUUUGUGGGCGCCUGCAACCCUCCCACCGACAUCGGCCGCAAGCCCCUUUCCGCCCGGUUCCUGCGGCACUGCCCGCUGCUGUUCGUGGACUUCCCAGGGUUCGAAUCGCUGAAGCAGAUCUUCGGUACGUUCAACAAGGCGAUGCUGAAGAAGAACCCAACUCUGCGGCAGUACGCGGAGGCCCUGACACUGAGCAUGGUGGAGUUCUACUCCGAGUCCCAGAAGCACUUCACCCCCGACAUCCAGCCCCACUACAUCUACUCCCCGAGGGAGCUUACCCGCUGGAAGUACGCCAUCAAUGAGGCCGUCGACACCCUCGAGUCCGUCGAGGGGCUGGUCCGACUUUGGGCCCACGAGGCGCUUCGGCUGUUCGAGGACCGACUCGUCGCCCGCGAAAAGCAGUGGUGCCAGCAGCUGGUCGAUUCCGUCGCCACACGCAACUUCCCUGGGCUGGGCCCCGAGGCGCUGGAGCGGCCGAUCCUGUUCACGAACUACCUGACGAAGGCUUACACGUCUGUGGACCGUGAGGAGCUGCGAGUGUACAUCGACGCGCGGCUGAAGACCUUCUACGACGAGGAGAUGAGCGUGAAGCUGGUGCUGUUCGACGAGGUGCUGGAGCACAUCCUGCGGAUCGACCGGGUGCUGCGGCAGCCGCUGGGGCACAUGCUGCUGGUGGGGGCGUCGGGGGUGGGCAAGACGACGCUGUCGCGGUUCGUGUCGUGGAUCAACAACAUCACGGUGUUCCAGAUAAAGGCGGGGCGGAACUACUCGCUGGGGGACUUCGACAACGACAUCCGGGAGGUGAUGAAGCGGGCGGGCGUGAAGGGCGAGAAGAUCUGCUUCAUCUUCGAUGAGAGCAACGUCCUCUCUCCUGCCUUCCUUGAGAAGAUGAACGCCCUCCUCGCCUCCGGAGAAAUCCCCGGGCUCUUCGAGGGCGAGGAGUACACUGCCCUCAUCAACCAGUGCAAGGAGUCCCUCAUCGCCCACAACAAAAUGAUGGACUCUGAGGACCAGCUCUACCGCGACUUCAUCCACAACGUCCAGCGCAACCUCCACGUCAUCUUCACCAUGAACCCCGCCUCUCCCGACUUCAGCAACCGCACG